AUGAAUGACUACUCUACCCCAGACGGCGUCAAGCACGCCCGCCAAGAAUUAGGAAUCCAGCCUCGGCUGUACUCUAUCAACAACCCGCCCUCAUUGGAAGACUUCAAGAAGCUAACAACGGAGUCUUCAUCAAUUCACUAUCCGCUUGCAAGCACUGUCGAGUCGCACGUGCCGAUAUAUCAUCUCCCCGAUUAUUCAUCAUUGCGUCCAGAACACCAUGCUGCUCUACAGGACGAAUGGUACCACAUCCUGCUUUCAGGCCCCGGCGUCUUCAUCAUCAAGAACCUCUACCAAGACACGUCUUUAAUUGACGACGUCAACAAAGUCUACUCAUCAAUAAUUGCAGAAGAGAAACAAGCGUCUAGCCAACGCGGCGACCACUUUGCAGGCGCCGGCGCAAACGACCGCAUUUGGAAUUCACUAUCCAAACACUGCCUCCUGGAUGCAGCCUCAUUUGUAAAAUACUACUCCAACCCUUGGCUUCUAUUGAUAUCCGAGGCAUGGCUCGGUCCGUAUCACCGCUUGACUGCACAAGUCAAUAUUGUGAAGCCCGGCGCCCAAGCCCAGAUUUUGCACCGAGACUACCACAUUGGGUUCCAAGAUAGCGAGUCAUGCGCCAAAUUCCCAAAAGGAGUGCAGAUUGCAUCGCAGUUUCUCACGCUACAAGGUGCAGUUGCGCAUUCGGAUAUGCCCGUAGAAAGUGGUCCGACGCGAUUGUUGCCGUUCAGUCAGAAGUUUGAGCAAGGGUAUAUGGCAUAUCGGAUACCUGAGUUCCAGGACUUCUUUUUGAAGAAUUAUAUUUCGUUGCCAUUGGACAAAGGUGAUGGAUUGUUCUUCAAUCCUGCACUGUUCCAUGCUGCAGGUCAGAAUGACUCUGCGGAUAUCAUGCGCUCGGCGAACCUACUGCAGAUUUCGUCGGCGUUUGGUAAGCCCAUGGAAUCGAUUGAUACGUAUUCUCUUAUUGAGCACACAUGGGAUGCGCUGUCAGAGAUGUAUGUGAAGAAUAGGUUCAGUGAUAAGGUUAAGGCGUUUGUCAGUGUUGUUGCAGAGGGGUAUCCGUUUCCCACCAAUCUUGAUAGGAGAGUACCCGAGGCCGCAGGUAUGGCUCCGACAAGCGAGCAAGACUUACUCUUGAAGUGUUUGAAAGAUGAUAUUUCAAAGGAAGAUGUGCUGGCUCAGCUACGGAAAAUGAAGGAGGAUUCGAGGGCGUGA
Messenger RNA from Bipolaris zeicola 26-R-13, 1212 nucleotides. RefSeq lists its product as uncharacterized. NCBI's taxonomy places the organism in Eukaryota, Fungi, Ascomycota, Dothideomycetes, Pleosporales, Pleosporaceae. The transcript has a single exon. The record is from RefSeq and is a predicted model, not a curated record. Gene Ontology annotation, biological process: fatty acid alpha-oxidation. Gene Ontology annotation, molecular function: phytanoyl-CoA dioxygenase activity. The coding region runs from base 1 to 1212 and encodes 403 amino acids.